Messenger RNA from Danio rerio (zebrafish), 7562 nucleotides. The record is from RefSeq and is a predicted model, not a curated record. Lineage: Eukaryota; Metazoa; Chordata; Actinopteri; Cypriniformes; Danionidae.
GUCACGUGAUCAAAACACCACCGCGAAUCAUUUAAGUUCAUGCAGAGGAUACGGAAUGAAAGAGAAUUGUUCGCUCAUUUUAAUCCUUAACUAACGCAUGAGUUAACUAAAUGACAGCUGGGAUAAGAAGUGAAUCUAACAGGCUUGUAUCCGCUUGGUUUUAAUGAUUAUUUUAAUAGAGAUUCAUAAUAAGCUGACGGUUGCUGGAUAAGCGCUUGGGAUCAGUCACUAUGGAAACUGGGUAACAAAAGUUGACCAGUCUUCGCUAAUGAGUGACUGACCAUGCGCUUACAUGUUAAACUUUUUAUUAAAAACAUUCACUAAUUAUGUUUUAUGUUGUCUUUGAGUUUUGUCAGAUUCGGUCUGCAUUGCAUAAAUCACUAACAUUAGACGUAACGAUAACAUUGUUUUUAAUAGUCGAAAAUAAUUAGGAUGGACGGCCUAUUUGCUGGUCUCUUGAGAUAAAUGUAAAUUACAGUAACGUUAAACAUCUUAUGAGUGUAAAAUGAAAAGAGGUUUUCAGAUGCGCAAACAGUCUCCAAUAUUGGGAACCAAAAUUUCCAAGAGCCCCCAAAGCAAACCUGUGACUCCCAACACAACCUCAUUGCCUGAAGCUGAGGAUGGAGGUCCGAGAGAAGAGCCCAGUGAUGAAGACAAAAGGCAAUAUAAGGGAACCAGAUACAUCACAGAAGAUCUGAUCAGGAGAGUGACUAAAUGCGAAAAUGUAGUUCUUGUGCGGACCCUGGAUCUGUCUAUGGCAAUGGGGAGCAACCAUCAAUUUAGGUAUAUAGAAAAUUUGGAUAAGUGUGAUCGCCUGCAGGUCCUCAACCUCAGCAACAACAGGAUUGAGAGAAUUGAGAAACUAGAGAAACUGUGUCAGUUACGGGAGCUUCACCUUUCCAGAAACAGAAUACAUAAAAUUGAAGGUCUGGAACACAUGACAAAACUUCAGGUUCUGAAUUUAGCAUUCAACAACAUUGAAGAUCUCCCAGUUUGGUUUGGAAAGAAGCUCAGAUCCCUUCAGACCGUCAAUCUACAGAGCAACAAUAUAUCCUCACUUCAUGAGCUGGCUAAACUGAAGCCGCUGAACAACUUGACGUGUCUAACAUUAGCCGGAAACCCAGUCUCCAGUCUGGCCCACUAUCACCUCUUCCUAAUCUUCAAACUGAGGUCACUGGAAAUAUUAGAUGGACAACAAAUCAGUCCACAAGAAAGAGAGCAAGCACAUCAACGCUUUCACAUGGAGGAAGUGGAGCGUUUGGAGCAAGAGCUGGAGUUGAGAGCCGAGGAGAUAGAUCGGCUUCAGAGAGAGAGAACCAUAGCACUGGAACAACUGGAACAGCAGGAAACAGUCAACCAAAACCUGAGGCAGCAGAAUCAGGAUCAACAGCACAGCCAUGAGGAGCUCAAGAGAGAACUGGACACCAAGUCUGAACUGCCUCCACAUCACACUCCUCUGCUGGAUUCUCUGUGUCAGCUGAAGCAGAAAACUGUGGAAUUGACCCAGGCCUGUCAGAAACACUAUGAGCUCGAGCAGGAGUUGGCCUUUCACAAAAUAGAUGUCAAGUUUGAACCUCUUCCUUUUUAUCCAGACCCUGAGGUGGAGGUAGACAACCUAAUAAGUGAGAGUCCGUACAUUGGAAAGUCUCGUCAGAAAAGAAACAUCAAAUUCCCAUCAGAGACUGAGAAUACUGGCACACAAGGCCAGCAGAAGCAUCCGCCAGCCUCAGACCUGACAGAGACCGAUAGCCCAGGAGAUUACAUGUCCAGACAUGCCCAGCUCGCAGCUGAAAUGAAAUUACAGCAGUUACAUAAAGAAAUUGAGGCAAGAGAGCAGCAGAUCCUUACAGCCAGUGAAGAGCUUCGGCAGCUAGAGGAUGCAGUUUCCCAGAGACGGAUCAGUGAGGCUGAGAAGGAGCAGCUCAGACAGGAGCUUCAGAGGAGGAUACAGAAUCUUGGAGAGCUGAGAGGAGAGAUGGAGGCUGUGGAGAAACAGCUGGACAGGCUGAAUGCUGAGAGGAAUCAAGCUCAGGAUGAAAUGGAGCAGCUGCAGAAUCUGCUGCACAGCCUGGAUCCCAGUGACCCCAAACAUACCCAUGUGAAGGCUCAGUUGUCCAGGAAGUCACAGCUGCUGGCCAUCAUGAGCAGAAAGCACCAGGAGCUGGAGCGCAGGCUGGAUGACAUGAUCACACGCAUCCACAAGGAGACCGAGGAGAUCAAAGAUCUGGAGCAGCAGCUUACUGAUGGUCAGAUAGCUGCUAAUGAAGCGCUCAAACGUGACCUUGAGGGCAUCAUCUCAGGUCUUCAGGAGUAUCUGCGCGGUGUGAAGGACCAAGCACGGAGAGCCCAAUCAGAUUGCAGACGUCUACAGAGGGAAAAAGACACUCUGCAGCACCUCUUAGACAUGAAGGAGCAGGAAUUCACACAGCUGGAGAAUAAAGCCCUGAGUGCUGAAAUCACACAGAAGGAGCUGGAGCUACAGAAGCAGGAGUUUGACAAUCUGAUGAAGGAGAAUGAAGAACUGAAACGAGCACGAGGACAGGUCAGUGAAUAUGAGGCAGAGCUGGAGAGCCAACUACAGCAGAGAGAUACUGAAGCCACACAGCUGAAGGAGGAGCUGGACAGACUGCGUCGACUCACUCAGAUGGAACACUCUGCGCUGCAGGCAGAGCUGCAGAAAGAACGACAGGCAAAGGAGAACGCUUUAGCACAAGUGCGCAUGGCUGCAGACAAAGAGCUUGAGAACACACAGCUUCUGCAACAGAUCAACGCUCUCCAGGAGGAGAGAGACUGUCUAAAGGAGGAAGUAGAAGCUUUUCAGGAUGAUUUAAAUAGCGUUCGGGAGCAGCUUCUGUGCCCUGAGAGUGUUGCUAGACAUUUAGGAGAGCUGAGAAGAGGCAUAACUACAGGACAAAAGGAAUUAAGCUUUGAAGACCUCGGGGAACCAGUGAACAAAAAAUUCAUGGAGUUACAACAGGAGGUGCAUCGUGUAGUAUCUGCGGCUCAGAGAGAUAGAGAUGAGGCUCAGCGCUGUCAGGAUAGGCUCACUGGAGAGAUGAGCUCACUCAGAGAAAGACUCAGGAAGUACCAAGAGAGACAUCAGACUCAGACAACAGAGAGACGUGGUGAAGAAGCGGAGCUCCAUAGAUUGAGGGAAGAGCUGGAAGAAGCUCGUGAGCAGCACUACUUGAUGGCGCAGCGUUUAGAGGAGACAGAGAUCGACAGGGACCGUAUACUUGGAGAGUUAGAGGAACAAGAUAAACAGAUGAACGCUGAGAAAACCCAGACUCAAGAGCAGCUGGAGUCUCUCAAUCUAGAGAUGCAGGCUCUCCGGAGAUCUUUUUCCUCUGCUGACAGACAGGCUGCCCAACAGCUGAUCACAGCGAAGGACAAGCUUCACUCUCUUCAUAGCACUGUAGAGAAAAUCAAUCUGGAAAGAGCAGCGAAUGCAGAGGAGUUACAGAGCACCAGGAUUCAGGCUGCCCAAGCCAUUCAAGACUUGACUAACGCUGAAGCAGAAAUCCAGGUCCUCCAGAAGCUUCUGAGUGAUAGGGUUCAAGAGACAGAUGGGAAUCUCCAUGGUCUCCAAAACUCUCAAAUUCAACAGGAAGAAUUGGACAGAUUAAACCAAGCCCUGAAAAGACAACAAGCUCAAACUAAACGUCUCCGAGAUCAGCUAGCGCAAGCCAAAGGAGCUAACAACAUAAAUCUAGAUGAGCUGCUGGAAGAGAUUGGAGCCCUGAAGGAGACUCUUCUACAACAGAAUAACUUCCUUUCCAGUUUAGGAGAUCCUUCACCAAACACUGGAUAUUGGUAUUAUGUACCCUCAAAUCAACAUGCCCCUAGUUUGGGAUCUCAGGGCACACAAGACUCAGGAUUAGGUUCUGUGCACCCUCACUCCCCCGAGAGGAACCGGCGGUCCGGCAACAGAGCAUGCAGAGAGAGAAGACCUCCUGCUAAUGGAGGAUACUGGGUCUAUUCUCCUAAUCCUUACUCUCAUGGAAAGAGAGAUGCUCAGGUGUCCAGAGACAGUGGAAGAGAGAGUGACAUGGAGGGAACUCGCUUCACACCUUUAUCUGCUCCUGCUGGAUUUACUCUACAUGAUAGCACUGCUUUUCCUCCUGGUUCAUUUAUUUACAGUCAUUCUGUUCCGGGGCUUCCCAUUGGAGCCAGCACAGUCCUCUAUGGGCCUCCUCCUGAUCCAGCGAGGCUGGUUUAUGGACCUCCUCCUGCAAAUCUGACUGUUCCCCUGGUACCCAGUGGGACGUUGCACUGUAAUGUGCCUGGACAUCAGGACUUGGAGCGAGAUCUGAAGAAGGCAGAGCGUAGGCUGAGAGAGGAGUGUGCAGACAGAGCUCACAGUGAACAAGAACAGCACACACUGCAGGACAAAACAGCAGAGCUACAGCAGGAAAUCAAGCAUCUGCGCAGGACUGUCCGCACACUGCAGCGCCACACGAGUGGUCUGGAAAGCACUUUAUCACAUGCAGAAGAAGAGCAGUGUGUGCUGGGAGAGGUGGAGUGUUUGGAGAAGACCCUGCUGAAGCGCAGAGCCGAGCUCAGAGAGGCUGACCGACGGCUGCUGGAGGCUGAUGCACAGCUUAAAAACACUCAAACCAAGACUGAAGAAAACAUUCAUCACUAUAAUGAGGCCAAAAAGAGAAUGGAAGAGACAGAACGAGAGCUGGCAGAGAUAGAAAAGAGAGCUCAAGACAGUGGAAAACUUCUAGUGCAAAGCAAACAACAGCUGAGGAGUCUUCAAGAGGAGGUUAUGACGCUGCAGAAAAGGAAAGAGGACAAGGAACGCUCUCUACAUGAUGCUGAGGAGGUCCUUACAUGUCAUGAUUCAAAGUUUCAAGACGUUAGCAGAAAGCUGGAGAGAGCGAAUGACAGACUGGAAAUUGCCGAGAAGGAGCUCCGAGAGACGCAGAGCAUGGAGGUGAAACUGUUGCAGAGCUGCAGAGAGAUGGAAAACAGCCUAGCACAGCGCAAAACAAAACUGGAUGAAGUCAACACUCAGGUGAUGUUGCAGCAGAAGGAGCUGUCUUUGCUGGACAGGAAGCUGGAGCAGUGGAAACGGGAAGAGGAAGUGUUGAGAGUUAGUGUGGAGCAGCACAGGCAGGCCCUGCUGGAUGUGCUCAGACAGGGAGAGGAGGAUGCGAAACUCUUGCAACAACGUGUUCAGGAGCUCCGUGUGGAUGUGCAUUCUCUGGCCGUGCAGAAGGGAGAGCUGGACUCUCAGCUGUCUGAGAGGAAAACCAGGCUGGCACAGUUGAAGAAAGACCAGCAGCAGGAAGAGGAAACCUUGCAGAGCCUUCGCUCAGUCAUCAAAAAACACAAAGCAGAGCUGGCACGCAUGUUGGAAAUGAUCCAGCUGGAAACUGGAGAAUUAGAGGAUGUGAAGCUUCAAUGUAACCAGAAACUGGAGCAACUAGAGAAGAGCCAGGAAACUCUUCUGCAGGUGCGUGUGGAACUGCAGUGUGUGCAGCAGGAGCUUCAGGAGCAGCGUGAAGAGGCUGAGAGACAGAUGGAGAAAGACAGAGUAGAGCUGCACUCGCUCCAGCAGAAGAGCCUCCACCUGCAACAGCAAACAGAGGCAGCAGUUCAAGAGAGGAGCAGCCUGCAGGAACAGUGCCGAAACCUGGAGGCCAGACGCACACAUGCUCAGAGGUGUUUGGAAGCAGCAGAGACGAGGACGAGUGAAGCAGAAACUGAGCUUCUUAGAGUGCAGGCAGAGCUGAACAAACUACAGCAGGAGCUAAAACAAACACAAGACCUGCAUCUGGAGAUCAGCAGAGACAAUGUUGCCGUGCAAAAGCGGCAUGAGGAGGAACUGAGCAAACUCAAGAAACAGCUAGUGGACUCUCAGACUCUUGUAGAUGAGGUUAGAGAGGAAGGGAAGUCUGCACGAAAGCAGUGGGAAGAGCUUGUGAAGAAACAAAAAGAGCUAAAGGCUGAGCUGAAGGAGAGAGAGGAGAAGAUCAGGAGGAGACAACAAAAGAUGGAGCGAAUGGAGGAGCAGCUGCAGGAGCUCAAGGCGGAAAUAUCUGUGAAGCAGACACAGCUUGAAGACCAUGAAAAGCUGAUGAGGGUUCAGCAGCAGCAGAGCACUGAUCUGGAGCAGCAGCUCAGGCUGAAGGAGCAGAAGCUGCAGGCAGUAGAGAGAGCUCUGGUCCUAAAGCUGGAGCGCAUGGAGCAGCUGACGGUCGCAGACCUGGACCUGCAGGGGGAGUACAAGCACUGCACUGCACUUCAACAGCAGGUGGAUCAACUGGAGCAGGAGCUGUGUGAGCGGGACGCCAGACUCCAGCAGGCUUUUAAAGACACCCAUCGCCUGCAGGAGACUCUGCUGUCUGAAAAGACUAACCACAGCCACACAAAUAGGUCAAACCUGCAGAGAGUGGAAAAGGAUCGCGUGCGUCUCCAAAGUGACCUGCUGACUAUCGAAAAAUCUGCCCAAGAAAACCACCAACAAGCCAGAACACUACAAAAACAGCUCGGCACCAUUUCCCAAGAGCUCCUCAGCCUCAAAGACACAGUUCAAACACUGCAGAAGCAGGAGGAGGAGAGCAGUAGUGCAUUCUGGGAGAUCAACCGCAGCACAGCGGAGCUCGAGACGCCCUCUAGUGCCUCCUCAGACACUGACAGCCUGAAAGAGAACCGGCCUGCUGUUACACUCUCCAUGGGGAAUCCGGCAUACAACACUGAAGAUGAACAGUGGCGAGGAGAAGCGCUGAGAGAGAGACUGAGGCAGCAGGAGGACCACCUGAAGGUUCAGCUGCGCAGACGCAUGUUCUCCCAGCAGGAGGCUCUGAGUCAGCGAAGACUGCAGACCGAGGGCAGCAUUCAGGGCCUGCGCAGACGCGUGGACAAACUAGACCAGCUCCUCGGCAGCUCUUCCAAAGACUGCUCUUAUCUGUCUGACCAGGAACUUCUGCCAAAACACACCAAUGGACGAGAUCGGAAGAAAUGGUCCGCUGAUCCUUUUGAAUUGAAAUAAGCAUUCAUUAGCACUUUACUUCACAUACAUGAAAGGAAAAAGUCCCAUUAUUUCUGUCAGAUUAUGAAAGGAGAUGCAGUCAGAGGAGCAGUUUGAUUCUGCAGGUACCAGAAAGAGCACUGAGGCUGGAUAUACUACAGCUUAAAAAAGAAAAUAGUUGACCGUCGAUUUCCCGCUACAAAUAGGGAAGCUGAAACCUGAGGUAAAAUGAAGAUGGAAGUUUAUUCUCUACCUCUGAUUUGGUGCCUUGUGAAAUAUUUUUUUUUUACAAAAGUGUGCCUUUGAACUGCUUGCUCAUGGUAAAGUAGUGGGUGUUCUGAGUGUUUACAGGUGAAACGGACACUUGAAGGAAGGUUUCGGGUUUCACCUUAUCGUAACACUCAUUGUGAACUGCGGGGACAAAACCCCGAAUGCCCUUCGGAAUCAAUGUUCAUUUUUACAUUGUUGUCACAAAUUAACGUGUAUCCAAUGCCAAGAUAUGCAGAGUAUUUAUUACAGCACUUCUUUAUAUACACUUUGUAUUCAGAUAUGUGCAAUACAAUGAGUUUUCUAUCUUCUCGUC